Messenger RNA from Siniperca chuatsi (mandarin fish), 1962 nucleotides. RefSeq names its product polymerase (RNA) III (DNA directed) polypeptide C (gene polr3c). Bases 140 to 1783 code for a protein of 547 amino acids. The record is from RefSeq and is a predicted model, not a curated record. Gene Ontology annotation, molecular function: single-stranded DNA binding. Lineage: Eukaryota; Metazoa; Chordata; Actinopteri; Centrarchiformes; Sinipercidae. Gene Ontology annotation, biological process: DNA-templated transcription. The transcript is spliced from 13 exons. Gene Ontology annotation, cellular component: RNA polymerase III complex.
GCAAAUCCAAGCGAGUAAACCAACGAAGGGCGGAAGUGUUCAUGUGUUGUCAACGAGAAGCACCGUGUGUUUAGUCGUCAGUCUGUGGGAUGAUUAAAAACAAGGAUUGCGUCUGUCCAGAAACUUGACUGUCGGAAAGAUGACUGCCCAGGAGGUGCGUCUGUGUGGUCUCCUGCUGCGGGAGCACUUUGGAGAAGUGGUGGAAAAAGUGGGAACACACCUGCUCAGAAGUGGAGCACAGAAUUUAAGAACCAUCAUUCAUGAGACUGGCAUCUCACUGGACCUGGUAAAGAAGUCCCUGUGUGUACUUGCGCAGCAUGGGGUCUGUGUGUUCAGCUCAGGCCGUAAAGGAAUUGGGAGCCCCACAGAAUAUCGGACCAGCUGUAAUCAGAUUCUGAGAAUUCUGCGAUACCCACGCUACAUCUACACCGCCAAAACCCUGUACGGUGAUACUGGAGAGCUGAUCAUAGAGGAGUUACUACAGAGAGGUGACAUGACCAUGAGUAGCACGGUUAAGACAGUCGCCGACCGCCUUACACAGAACAUGGAGGAGGGUCGCAGCAUGGAUUACAGUGAAGUGUCUAAUGCCUUCUCGAAACUGGUGGAAACCCAUUUUCUUCAGCGCUGCCCUCCAAUGGUGGGAGCAGGAAAAACAGACAAUGCUACUCCAGCUACCCCCACUACCCCUGGUACUCCUGCUGCCCCUGUUAGCACCGCCCUGCCCACACCAGAGAGCUUCCCCGACUGUUACAAGGUACCUCAUGUGACACUCAUUGGGCGAGGCAAACGGCAACUCUCCAGUGAGGAUGGAGAUGACCAAAGGAAUGCAAAGAAGGCUAAAAUAGAUUCAGAGACACAUGGUGAUGAGGGGAUUUACUGGCAGGUGAAUUUUGAGAGGUUCCAUCUCCACUUCAGAGACCAGGCCAUCAUCAGUGCUGUAGCCAACAAACUGGACCAGACUAGCAGUGAGAUAGUGAGGACCAUGCUGAGGAUGAGUGAGGUGACGACUUCGCCCACAGCCACCUGCACAAAGCCCCUCUCAGCCAACGAGAUCUUCAGGUCCCUCCCAAGUAGUUACAACAUCCCCAGACCCAUCUUAGACCAGUACCUCACGCUACUGGUUGAUGACCCGAUGGAGUUUGUGGGGAAGGCUGGUGAAAGUGGAGGAGGGAUGUACGUUGUUAAUCUGCACAGAGCACUGGCCAAUCUGGCUCGCGCCACACUUGAGUCUGUAGUACAGGAGAGAUUUGGCUCCCGAUCGGCGCGCAUCUUCCGUUUGUUGCUAAGGAAACGUCAUCUGGAGCAGAAGCAGGUGGAGGAUUUUGCCAUGAUUCCAGCCAAAGAGGCUAAAGACAUGCUCUACACGCUGCUUUCACAGAACCUGGUCCAGCUACAGGAAAUCCCAAAGACUCCUGACUAUGCUCCCUCUCGUACCUUCUAUCUUUACACUGUCAACCAACUCCCAACUGCAAGAAUGCUGCUUCAGAACUGCUACAAGACAGUAGCCAACCUCGUAGAGCGACGUCUGUUUGAAAGCAAAGAGAGCAAGCGUCUGCUGGAGAAAUCCCAGCGAAUUGAGGCCAUUCUGGCAUCUCUGCAGGCCAGCGGUGCCGAGCCUGAACAGCUGACGGAGGUUGAGGAGAUGAUCACUGCUCCUGAAAAGCAACAGCUGGAGGCAUUACGGCUUCACAUCAACAAGUUAGAUUCAGCAGAGAACCAGGUAGAUGAAACCAUCUUUCUACUAGAAUCGUACAUCAACUCCACGACCACAUCCACGAGUUGAGAGUCAGAUGUACGAGCAUAGUACUUUUGCCGUUACUUUUUGUUUAUGAAUCAAGUAUGGCUGUUUUAUAGUUUAUUUGACUGGAUUGUUUCAGUUUGGAGUGAUGUAAAAUCUGAAUAGAUUAUUUUGCUUGUUUUUAGUGCAUGCAUCAGCAAAUAAAUAAACUGAGCACAAGAAUA